Phyllostomus hastatus (greater spear-nosed bat) is the source of this 1619-nucleotide messenger RNA. RefSeq names its product transmembrane 7 superfamily member 2 (gene TM7SF2). Gene Ontology annotation, molecular function: oxidoreductase activity, acting on the CH-CH group of donors, NAD or NADP as acceptor. Bases 148 to 1401 code for a protein of 417 amino acids. The transcript has 10 exons. Lineage: Eukaryota; Metazoa; Chordata; Mammalia; Chiroptera; Phyllostomidae. Gene Ontology annotation, biological process: sterol biosynthetic process. The record is from RefSeq and is a predicted model, not a curated record. Gene Ontology annotation, cellular component: nuclear inner membrane; endoplasmic reticulum membrane.
UUGUCCGAGCAUAUCCUAGACAGGUGCAGGUUCCUCGGGGGCCAGAUCCCUCUCAUUAGCGAGCCCGUCUCCUAGGGGACAGGGUGGGGUGUAAUUCUUUGACAGAUUUUUGUAAGCCCCAUCUCUUGGCGGAGAGGAGAGGAGACCAUGGCCCCUCAGGGCUCGCGGGCCCCGCUGGAAUUCGGGGGACCCCUGGGAGCUGCGGCGCUGAUGCUGCUGCUCCCUGCCACCAUGUUCCACCUGCUCCUGGCGGCUCGCUCCGGGCCGGCGCGCCUCCUGGACCUACCCCUCAACCUGCCGCGACCCGAGGCUCUGUGGAGUCCCCGGGCGCUGCUGCUGUGGUUCACCUGGCUUGGCCUGCAGGCGGCGUUCUACCUACUGCCUGCGCGCAAGAUGGCUGAGGGCCAGGAAUUGAAGGACAAGAGUCGCCUGCGCUACCCCAUUAACGGCUUCCAGGCCCUGGUGCUGACAGCCCUGUUGGUGGGCCUCGGGGUGCUGGCGGGGCUGCCCCUGGGGGAGCUCACAGAAAUGCUCCUGCCCUUGGCGUUUGUGGCCACCCUCACCGCCUUCGUCUUCAGCCUCCUUCUCUAUCUGAAGGCUCUACUAGCCCCUGCCUCCGCCCUGGCACCUGGGGGGAACUCAGGCAACCCCAUUUACGACUUUUUCCUGGGACGAGAGCUCAACCCGCGCAUCGGUUCCUUUGACUUCAAAUAUUUUUGCGAGCUGCGGCCUGGCCUCAUCGGCUGGGUCCUCAUCAACCUGGCCCUGCUGGUACAGGAUGCAGAACUUCGGGGGAGUCCCUCUCUGGCAAUGUGGCUGGUCAAUGGCUUCCAGUUACUCUAUGUGGGUGAUGCCCUCUGGCAUGAGGAAGCUGUCCUUACCACCAUGGACAUCACACACGAUGGGUUUGGCUUCAUGCUGGCCUUUGGGGACCUCGCCUGGGUGCCCUUCACCUACAGCCUGCAGGCCCAGUUUCUGCUGUACCACCCACAGCCCCUGGAGUUACCCAUGGCCUCAGCCCUCUGCCUCAUGAACGCUGUUGGCUUCUACAUCUUCCGUGCAGCGAAUUCCCAGAAAAACACCUUCCGAAAGAAUCCUUCUGACCCCCGAGUGGCAGACCUCGAGACCAUCCCUACAGCCACGGGGAGGCAGCUGCUUGUGUCUGGGUGGUGGGGCAUGGUCCGCCAUCCCAACUACCUUGGAGAUCUCAUUAUGGCUCUGGCCUGGUCCUUGCCCUGUGGGGUAUCCCACCUGCUGCCCUACUUCUACCUCCUCUACUUCACUGCGCUGCUGGUGCACCGUGAGGCCCGGGAUGAGCAGCAGUGCCUGCGGAAGUACGGCCUGGCCUGGCACGAGUACUGCAGGCGUGUGCCUUACCGGAUCGUGCCCUACGUCUACUGAAGUGCUGGCCCUACCCACCCCAGGUCGGGGCACGUGCCCGUCUGCCAGGAACCUGGACGCACCCAAGACUCAAAAGCUUGUACUCAGUCCUGCCCUGAGCUCCAACAGGCAGGAUGAAGAGCCUCAGAGAGGUGGUUUGGAGCAAGGAGAAAAUGAAGACAGUACCCCAAACCACGAGUGGAGGGGUUGCUCUCACGUCUCUGAUAAACACCAGGAGC